Molecule: messenger RNA, 5232 nt
Organism: Tigriopus californicus
Lineage: Eukaryota; Metazoa; Arthropoda; Copepoda; Harpacticoida; Harpacticidae
Product: E3 ubiquitin-protein ligase TRIM71-like
Exons: 3
Coding region: 643-3462 (939 amino acids)
Biological process (GO): protein polyubiquitination; proteasome-mediated ubiquitin-dependent protein catabolic process
Molecular function (GO): protein binding; zinc ion binding; ubiquitin protein ligase activity
Source: RefSeq, a predicted model, not a curated record
GUGGUGAAUACACACAACACGCUCGAGAGUCGAGGUUCGAUCCAGUCGGUCCAUCCAUCUCUCCAUUCAUCCCUCCCUCCCUCCCUGAUCCCUGAUCCCUGAUCCCUCAGAUAAAAGGGUUGAAGGCCGCGGUGGUAAGGAAUUCGUAAUUCCCUGACUUGGACUCGUCUCACUCGAUUCCCCUGGGCCUGACUUCGUCACUCUCCUGGGCUGGAUCAACUGCCCGCCCAACCUUCCAACCGUCCUUCAACUUGAUUUAGGCUUCCCUCUUUUUGAUCCAGUGUCCCUCUUGCCCUUGGCCCGGCUCGUCCCAUCCGCUCGUCCCAUCCGCUCGUCCCAUCCGCUCGGCAUCCGCUCGGCCCGAUCCCAAUGGCUUGACUUUUUGUGUGCCAAACCUCUCUACCUAUGGCCUCCGCCCCUGUCGCCGUGCCCCUGUCGUGCGUCAAGUCCCUCCAAGUCCCAUCUACUCGCCACUAAUAUCAAACUAGCCCACUCUUUGCGCUGCCCAGGCCAGAAAUUGAAGACGCCCGAGGUGGAAACGCCCGCCCGCGGGUUGCCGCCUCGACCGCCCAUUGGACUCAGUCGGUGUGGAUCCGGCCGGCCAAUCCCUCUUAACCAUGACCGCGUAGCCGCAGACGGCCGAUGGCCACUGCCAUGGAUCACGCCCUCCGUGGUCCCGCCUUUCAGCCCAGUACUUCACGUGCUUCGUCAUUUCCCGGGGUGAGUGCUGGGGCCGCCACCCCUUCCAGCCCCGCCUCCACGCCCCUCUCGGUGGGAGCCACUGAGCCAUCAACCGGGGAGGCGGAGUCGGUAACUCGGGUCUCGCCUGACCAGACCUUGACCUGCUUUUUGUGCCGAGGUUCCCUUAAAGACGCCCGCGUUUUACCCGGAUGCCUCCACACCUUCUGUUUCCCGUGUUUAGUCCAGCAUACCCGGGGCAGCCUCCAAUUCCAUUGUCCAUUUUGCUCAGAGGCUGUGGAUUUAGGUGAAAACGGAAGCCUCGAAAACUUGGCCGCCAAUCCUUUUUACAACAUGUUCGACUCGAGUAAUCUGACGGAGCCGGAUCAAUCCCUCCGCCGACCCACAGGACCUCUAGGACCGCCCCACCGCCCCGGUCCGGUCGGCCCCGCCGUGGCCGCCUAUCCUACCUCACCACCGGGCACCAUCCCCUCUCGACUCAAUGGGCCCCAUGCUUUAGGUCCUCAUGCCCUGGUCAAUGGGCUGGCCUCGCCCCUCACGGCCCGUGAUUCGUCCAAUCCUUGGAGUGGCCCGGUGGAUGCCGGUCCUGAACGCCACUCCGAUCUAGCCUGGUUGAAAAAGCCUGAAUCCAUUUGGAAAUCUUCUUUCGAUUUGGGCACGACGUUGGUGUCGGGGACCGGCGAUGGCUGGCGGCACAUUCCCAGCCAUCCCAAAGGCGCUUGGCCCGUUCAGGGACCGCUUAGACCUACACCAGAGUCUCGAGAUCUUAUGACGGGUGUGGCCCCAUCAGGUUCGAGUGGGAUGGGCCCAGGGGCUCCGGUGUGCCAAUCGUGCGACGAGCGACACACCGUCACGUCGAGAUGUCGGGACUGUAAUGAAGAUCUAUGCGACAUGUGUGUGGUAGCCCAUCAACGAGUCAAACUCACCCGAGAUCAUGUCAUUGUUCGAUAUCCGGAACGCAAUUCUUCGGGAACCACUCUACCCAUUCAUUCGGCGCUCUCGGGAUCCACCGGCUCCAGCAGUUGUCGGUCGCCCCCCACUUCCAGCUCUUCUAGUGGGAGCCAUGUCGUCCAGAGUGCUGAUGUGAUGCGUGUAUAUGCCGAUGCCGUCGAAAAAGCCAAAGGCGACAGCGAUAGGCUCAUUGUCCAAGCCAAGCACGACAUCCGCCAAAUUGAAGACACAAAGGGCUUGGUGAAUGACAUGGAAAAACGAAUUAACGCCCGAUAUCAGAGCGUAUUGCAAGAGAUUCAAGCCAUCACUCGGAAAUAUGUGACCGUGUUACAAGAACGAGAAAAGGUCCUCUUGAUGCGCUUAGACAAGAUCCGCACCGUUAAACUCAACACUCUCAAGGACCAACAGAACAUGAUGGAGAUGUCCUUGUGCCGAUUGGGAGGAGUAACCGAACAGCUUCUGGCUUGUAAUGGCUCUGGCAGAGAGAUGGCUCUCAUCGACACUUGCAAUAAGGCUAUGGAGACCAUCCGAGAAAUUCGAUUCCAAUGUGGUGGUGCUACUCCCCACGAAGAUGAGCAGAUUGAAUUUCUGGCACCAGACCCCAAAAUGCUGCAAACCUUGAGUAAUAUAGGAUACGUCGCAGGAUCUGGCUUUGCUCCACUCUCCCUUGCUGAAGGUGAUGGGUUAAAGAAAGCCAUUCUUGGGAAGGAUGUCCGAUUUCAAAUCACCAUUAAGGAUCAGUUAGGAGAGCCUAAGCUCUCGGGAUCAGAUCCAGUGAAGGUGGUGGUUCAUGCUCCGGAUGGUCGACCUGUACGCACCUCUAUAUUCGAUGUUCAGAACGGACAAUAUAGAGUUAUUUGGAAGCCUAACGUCGAGGGCGAGCACAUCGUCAGUGUGACUCUGAAAGACACUCAUGUCAUGGAUAGUCCAUUUAAGGUGACUGUCAGGGCGGGCCGUAACUACUCGAGCAUUGGGAAACCGUUGUUCAUAUUCGGCUCUCAAGGUGCACAAAACGGUCAGAUCUGCCGACCUUGGGGUGUGUGUUGCUCUAAAGAAGGGUUGAUCUUUGUUGCCGAUCGAUCGAACAAUAGGAUAAUGGUCUAUUCGAAAGAUGGCAAAUAUCAUCACAAGUUUGGAACGUCCGGCAAACUAAAUGGCCAAUUCGACCGACCUGCUAGCGUUUGCAUUGAUCGCAUGAGUCGCUUAAUUGUGGCUGACAAGGAUAACCAUCGAAUCCAAAUUUUUACCUUGGAGGGCGAGUUCAUGGAUGUUUUCGGCGAAAAGGGUUCUAAACCCGGGCAGUUCAACUACCCGUGGGAUGUGGCCUGCAACAGCAAGAGCCAGAUCCUUGUGUCUGACACGAGAAAUCACCGAAUCCAGCUGUUUUCCCCUCAAGGCGAGUUUGUUUCUAAGUACGGAUUUGAAGGUCCCAUGUGGAAGCAUUUUGAUUCUCCCAGAGGAGUUUGCUUCACGGCUGAUGACCAAGCCGUUGUCACCGACUUCAAUAACCAUCGACUUCUGGUCGUAAAAGCCGAUUUGCAGUCCGCCCAAUUCCUUGGAAAAGAGGGCUCUGAGGAUGGAAACUUCACUCGACCCAACGGUGUAUGUGUGGAUGAAGAAGGACAUCUCAUAGUGGCGGAUUCUCGAAAUGAUCGCAUUCAAAUUUUUAGCUCCUCGGGAGUAUUUAUCAGGAAGUUUGGUAUCAAAGGAACCGGUCCGGGAGAGUUUGAUCGGCCCAGUGGAGUUUGCAUCUCUCCUGACGGCCAUCUCAUUGUCGUGGAUUUCGGAAAUGACCGUGUUCAAGUCUUCUAAUGAGGGUUUCAUUUCAACAUUGAUUGGAAACCUCCACCUCUAACCUGUGUCUCCAUUAUUGUGCCCUAACUAGCCAAACCGAAAGCACACAAAACCAACGGGUAAAGAGUUCUGCUUAAUUCACCUAUCUCCGAUAUUGGACAUGUUGAACUCAAACGAACAAAACUCAGGAAGAUGUGUCGAAUAACUUAUGCCAACCCUCCAAAUGUUUCAAACCAUAAGAAAUUACUGAUUUUACCACGAAACGAAAAGACUGACCCGCAAUCGUACAGAGUCCCUUACAACAGCAACAGCAUACCUCGAGAUGAUUAUAUUAUUUCUGUUUAGUAGAACCAUGGUAGAACGCACCAUGUUCGGCAAUAUUUGAACAUUUUUAUAGAGUACGCCCGUUGAAUAGCCCGCAUUCAUUUGUCCAUUCAUGGGUCCAUUCAUGGAUGUUGUAUGGGUGAGAACCCUUGUGGAAGGAGCUUUUGCUUCAAAUCACCCUGACCAAUUAUAAUGACCCUUUGCCACAAUACCUUAAGACUGACCUCGUUUGUUUGCCGAGACUUCUUUAAGAUCGUAAGUGAUGAACAAUUAGCUCCAUUCCAGCUUUUGAAACUGUUGGCAGCGUCGUCCAAAAAAAGAGCCCAACGCUUCGAGGUACUCAUUGGGCGAGAAGUCCAAGCGAUUUGAGUUGCAAACUGAAAAACGACUUCCAAAUCCUCACAAAAAAAACUAUUUCUUUCAUCUGCCCGUAGGUCAUCAAAACAUUUUGUGAAUUUCGCUCACCCAGGGCUGAUGCAGCCGAUUUAGAUCGGUAAAUCCUUCUAGAGGUGUUCAUGCCCAGAAUUCAUAGAAUUCUCAAAUCAUAGUUUUUCCUCUAAUGGUUCUUGUAUUUUUUUUUAUUGGAAACACCACGUUAAUCGAUCAUGGACAAUAUCAUUUUGGACGACCUCGACCAUUAUUUGUCUUGUCAACCUGCCAUAAUUGGGCCAAUCCCUUAUAUUACUUACCUUAAUUUGAACCUGUUCUAUGAUAUUAUCGAAAUUACUCUAAUGAUACUGUACACCUUCACUGAAAAUGUUCUGAAUGUUUCAUGUGUGUGCAAUGAUGCCUUUUGAUGUCUCAGCUUCGAAAGAUUGCAAUGACGUUAGAUUGAUUGAUCCAGCUUUGAGCUGCAGCAACCUAUUGGUGCAAAACACGUUAAUCUUAGUCAUAAGGAACCCACAUAAGUACUAUAUUCAAAAAAUAUAUCUAUAUUAUCGCCUCCUCACUGCAAUGAGCGUUCUCGUUUGAGCUGAAGGUGUGAAACACGCAAGGGGAGGUGAACCGAUCAUUGUCCUUACACUCCGGGGGCCCUCUCAUUCUCAUUCAGUGGCAAUUUCUACACCUGGAGCGAGUUCAGCUUCUGCCACCAAUAUUGGCGUUUUUUGUCUUCUAAAUCUCUUUCUCAGGCAAGUGUUUUACAAAUCCUUGCAUUCAAGUCAAUUUGUUACCGAGCAAUGUAUUCCCGUGUUUCCCCUCCAACCCUAUUGAUUCCAAACCCUCAGACGAGCCAUGCCCGAAAAUGAUGUUGAGAGAAAAACUACUUGCUUUUUUUACAAGACCGUGUGCGUGUGCGAAUCUAAGAUGGCAUCAUGGUCCUUGUCAGACGAUGGAAUUGUGCAAAUCUGUGUAAAUGACAAAAUGUUCCAGCUAACUAUGCGUGCGUGUAAAGCAAAGCUACAAUCCCUCUGCACUAUGAAACUUGAAAAAUCUGAAAUACAGUAAUCUUCAGUUCAUCUUGUA